Messenger RNA from Vigna unguiculata (cowpea), 1157 nucleotides. RefSeq names its product GTP-binding protein YPTM2. NCBI's taxonomy places the organism in Eukaryota, Viridiplantae, Streptophyta, Magnoliopsida, Fabales, Fabaceae. Gene Ontology annotation, molecular function: GTPase activity; GTP binding. The record is from RefSeq and is a predicted model, not a curated record.
CCAGCGGGUCAUUUUAAAACGCCACUUCAACACGCUUUUCUCCAUUUCUCUCUUCAAUCCCCUCACCCAUCUUUCUCCGGCGACGAUCAGAUUUCGCUCACUCCUCUCGCCGGCUACUCCUUACUCCUUCCACUUCCGUCUACUUCUCUCUAAUUCUAAUCGUUCCCAACCUCGCACCACCAUGAAUCCCGAAUACGAUUAUUUGUUCAAGCUUUUGCUGAUUGGAGAUUCUGGUGUAGGCAAGUCAUGUCUUCUCCUCAGGUUUGCUGAUGAUUCAUACCUUGAUAGCUACAUCAGUACCAUUGGAGUGGACUUUAAAAUCCGCACUGUGGAGCAGGAUGGGAAGACUAUUAAACUUCAAAUUUGGGACACAGCGGGUCAGGAACGUUUCCGGACAAUCACUAGCAGCUACUAUCGUGGGGCUCAUGGCAUUAUUGUUGUGUAUGAUGUCACUGACCAAGAUAGCUUCAAUAAUGUUAAGCAGUGGCUGAAUGAAAUUGACCGUUAUGCAAGUGAAAAUGUUAACAAGCUUCUAGUUGGAAACAAGUGUGAUCUUACAGCAAAUAAAGUUGUGUCCUAUGAGACAGCAAAGGCAUUUGCGGACGAAAUUGGAAUUCCGUUCAUGGAAACUAGUGCCAAAAAUGCAACUAAUGUGGAGCAGGCUUUCAUGGCCAUGGCUGCUGAAAUUAAAAACAGAAUGGCAAGCCAACCAGUGAACAAUGCCAGGCCUCCAACCGUCCAAAUUCGAGGACAGCCAGUGAACCAGAAGGCAGGUUGCUGCUCGAAUUAGAGACGAAGUAUUUGUGAUUUUAGACGUUUAUAUGUGUCUCAGUGGCAUGUAAAACUAGCUUUUCACAUAUUGCUUUUAUAUGAAGAUUGUUCCUCAUGAUUUACUCCUUAUCGUUAAGUCGUUGUUAAAACUUCCAUUCUUUUCAGUGUAUUUGAUUUAAAAAACAUUUGUACAAAAUUAGGAAUAUUGGUGAAUAGCAGUAUUUGCCUUGUUCUUUCUUCCAUGCACAUUCACCUCAUUUCAAUGGCUUCUGCAUAGAUUGUUCUCACUUGUCUCUCUCUAGGGGAGUAGAAUCUUUUCUUCAUUUGCAUCCACUCUUGUAAGUCUACCAAUAAAAUAAUAGAAAACUGGAUUUUAUGAUAAAAAA